CGCUCUGCGUCAAAUGCCUUUGAAAACUGCCAUGAAAUUUGACAUCAAACCAGAGUUGCAGAAGUGUUCUCGAGUUAAUUUCAGAGAAUUUCAGGUGGCUCAAACUAUGAUCUUCACCAUUGAAGAAAUAAACAACAGAACUGACCUCCUCCCCGGUGUAUCUCUUGGAUAUAAGAUAUACGAUUCCUGCAUCUCCACAAUAUUCUCUAUAAGAGCGGCUAUGGCUUUGCUGAACGGUUAUGAGGAAACACUGUCUGACACAUCAUGCUCCACACCGGCAGUAGUGCAGGCCAUUAUUGGGGAGUCUGUGUCAACUAACUCGAUGGCAAUUGCAGCAACUGUUGGAUUAUUUCGGAUUCCAGUGAUCAGUCACUUUUCAACAUGUGCAUGUCUGAGCAACAGGCAACAGUUUCCCUCAUUCUUCAGAACCAUUCCCAGUGACUAUUACCAGAGCAGAGCACUGGCUCAGCUGGUGAAGCACUUUGGCUGGACCUGGAUAGGAGCAGUGAGAAGUGAUAAUGAAUAUGGCAACAAUGGGAUGGCCACAUUUAUAGAAGCUGCUCAAGAGGAAGGGAUCUGCAUUGAGUAUUCUGAGAAAUUUCAUAUAACAGAAACAGAGAAACUACUGAAGGUUGUAGAUGUUAUCAAAAGAGGUACUGCAAAGGUAAUUGUUGCAUUUUUUUCUCAGGUUGAGAUGAAGAGUUUACUAGAACAGCUGAACCAGCAGAACAUUACUGGUUUACAAAUGGUAGGCAGUGAGGCCUGGAUAACAGCAAGUAUUCUCAUGAAUCCUACAAGUUAUAGAAUACUGGGGGGGUCGAUUGGUGUUGCUAUCACCAAAGGCAAAAUAAAUGGCUUAAAAGAAUUUGUAUUAAAGCUUCAUCCCUCACAACAUCCAGGAAACCUUGCUGUUGUAGACUUUUGGGAAAAUGCUUUUCAAUGUUCACUAAUGAAUGAAAACAAGCUUUCUCACAUUACCCCCUGCACUGGAUCUGAGAGUUUGAGUGAACUAGAAAACGAAUACACUGAUGUAUCAGAGCUGAGAAUUUCCAACAAUGUUUACAAAGCAGCAUAUGCUAUUGCUCAUUCUCUGCAUGACCUGCUGGCAUGUGCACCCCAUCAAGGCUGCACAAAUAGGGUGAAAACAGAGCCCUGGCAGGUGCUUGAGGCUCUCAAAAAAGUCAAUUUUACUUUGGGAACUGGAGAGAAAGUCUCUUUUGACAGUAAUGGAGAUCCGGUAGCCAGAUAUGAGGUGGUGAACUGGCAGGUUGGUCCUGAUGGUGCAGUACAGUUCAGAGUGGUUGGCUACUAUGAUGCUUCUUUACCAUCUGGUCUGCAGUUUGUGAUGAGUCCUGCUAGUAUAGUUUGGGCAGGUGGGCAAAAACAACUCCACUCUCAUGAACAUGUUGCACAGAAACCCACAUCAGUAUGCAGUGAGAGCUGCCCCCCAGGCACCCGGAAGGCUGUGCAGAGAGGAAGGCCUGUCUGCUGCUAUGACUGUGUGCCCUGCGCUGAAGGAGAAAUCAGCAAUGUUACAGAUUCUAAUGACUGCAUUCAGUGCCCAGACGAAUACUGGCCUAAUGCUAAAAGAGAUCAAUGUGUUUUAAAGGCUGUUGAAUUUUUGUCCUUUCAAGAAAUUAUGGGAAUCAUACUCGUCAUUUUUUCACUACUUGGAACAUCUUUAACUGUACUUGUGGCUGUGUUGUUCUUCAUUCAAAAGGACACACCCAUUGUAAAAGCCAACAACUCAGAGCUGAGCUUCCUGCUGCUCUUUUCAUUGAAACUGUGUUUCCUUUGCUCUCUUACCUUCAUCGGUCGGCCCUCUGAGUGGUCCUGUAUGCUGCGCCACACUGCGUUUGGGAUCACCUUUGUCCUCUGCAUCUCUUGUGUUCUGGGGAAAACAAUAGUGGUGUUAAUGGCCUUUAGGGCUACACUUCCAGGCAGUAAUGUCAUGAAGUGGUUUGGGCCUCUGCAGCAGAGACUGAGUGUUCUUGCUUUCACUCUCAUACAGGUCCUUAUUUGUGUGCUUUGGUUAACAAUAUCCCCUCCUUUCCCCAACAAGAACAUGAAGCACUACAAAGAAAAGAUAAUUCUAGAAUGUGAUGUAGGAUCAGCAGUGGGGUUCUGGGCUGUACUGGGUUAUAUUGGGCUCCUCUCUCUACUGUGCUUUAUUUUAGCUUUUCUGGCUCGUAAGUUGCCUGACAACUUCAAUGAAGCCAAAUUCAUCACGUUCAGCAUGCUCAUAUUCUGUGCAGUCUGGAUCACCUUUAUACCAGCUUAUGUCAGCUCACCUGGAAAGUUCACUGUAGCCGUGGAAAUAUUUGCUAUUUUAGCUUCCAGUUUUGGUUUGUUGUUCUGUAUUUUUAUUCCAAAAUGUUAUAUAAUGUUGUUCAGACCUGAGCAAAACACAAGGAAACACUUAAUGGGUAAAACACAUGCUAAAUCCAGUGCUGGAUCUGAGAUGUGCAGUGGGAUGGCACUGCAGACCAUUCUGCUGACACAGACAGUCCUCUGGGCUGCAGCACAGACCCCACCAUGCAGAAUACUAGGGAGAGCAGCCAAGCCCAGCUUCUAUCAACAUGGAGACAUCAACAUCGGCGGGGUCUUCUCCUUGCACAGCCAACCCAGGGAAACAAGCAUGGAAUUCACAGGAGCACCAGAGCCCGUUGACUGUGUACGAGUUAAUUUCAGAGAAUAUCGACUGGCCCAGACCAUGAUCUUCACCACUGAAGAAAUAAAUAACAGAACUGACCUCCUCCCAGGUGUAUCUCUUGGAUAUAAGAUAUAUGACACCUGUGCUUCUUCAACAAUCUCUAUACGGUCAGCGAUGGCUCUAAUGAAUGGUUAUGAGGAAAUACUGACAGACACAUCAUGCUCCACACCAGCAGCAGUGCAGGCCAUCAUUGGAGAAUCUGGAUCUACUAACACAAUUGCAAUUGCUGCAACAGUUGGAUUACUUAAAAUUCCAGUGAUCAGCCACUUUGCUACAUGUGCAUGUCUGAGCAACAGAAAAGAAUUCCCCACAUUCUUCAGAACCAUUCCCAGUGACUAUUACCAGAGCAGAGCACUGGCUCAGCUGGUGAAGCAGUUUGGCUGGACCUGGAUAGGAGCAGUGAGAAGUGACAGUGACUAUGGCAACAAUGGGAUGGCCACAUUUAUUGAAGCUGCUCAACAAGAAGGGAUCUGUAUUGAGUAUUCUGAGAAAUUUCACAGAACAGAACCAGAAAAAUUACUGAAGGUUGUAGAUGUUAUCAAAAGAGGUACUGCAAAGGUUAUUGUAGCAUUUCUUGCUCAGGGGGAGAUGAACCACUUACUGGAGCAGCUGACGCUUCAGAAUAUCAUAGGUCUCCAAAUGGUAGGCAGUGAGGCCUGGAUAACGGCAAGCAAUCUAGUGACACCAACAAGUUUCAGAAUACUGGGAGGGUCUAUUGGCUUUGCUGUCCCCAAAGCCAAAAUAAAUGGCUUGAGAGAGUUUGUGCUGAAACUUCACCCCUCCCAAAACCCAAACAACAGUGAUAUUGUAGACUUUUGGGAAACUGCUUUUCAAUGUUCUCUGACCAAUGGAGUAAAUUUACCCCCCUGUUCUGGAUCCGAGAGCUUAAUUGAACUGAAAAACCAAUACACUGAUGUAUCAGAGCUGAGAAUCUCCAACAAUGUUUAUAAAGCAGUAUACGCUGUUGCUCAUUCUCUACAUGACCUGCUGGCAUGUACACCCCAUCAAGGCUGCACAAACCAUGUGAAAACAGAGCCCUGGCAGGUCCUUACGACUCUGAAAAAUGUAAAUUUCACUCUGGAAACUGGAGAGAAAGUCUAUUUUGACAGUAAUGGAGACCCAGUAGCCAGAUAUGAGGUGGUGAACUGGCAGCUUGGCCCUGAUGGUGCAGUAGAGUUCAGAGUGGUCGGCGACUAUGAUGCUUCUUUACCACCUGGUCAGCAGUUUGUGAUGAGUCCUGUUAGUAUGGUAUGGGCAGGUGGGCAAAAACAGAAACCCAGGUCAGUGUGCAGUGAGAGCUGUCCCCCAGGCACAAGGAAGGUCGUGCAGAGAGGAAGGCCUGUCUGCUGCUAUGACUGUGUGCCCUGCGCUGAGGGAGAAAUAAGCAAUAUUACAGAUUCUAAUGACUGCACUCAGUGUCCAGAAGCAUUCUGGUCCAAUUCCAAAAGAGAUCAGUGUGUUUUAAAGGCAGUUGAAUUUUUGUCUUUUCAUGAAAUCAUGGGAAUCAUACUCGUCAUUUUUUCACUCCUUGGAGUGUGUGUAACUGUACUUGUGGCUGUGCUGUUCUUUAUAAAGAAGGACACCCCCAUUGUGAAAGCCAACAACUCAGAGCUGAGUUUCCUGCUGCUCUUUUCAUUGAAACUGUGUUUCCUUUGCUCUCUUACCUUCAUCGGCCGGCCCUUUGAUUGGUCCUGUAUGCUGCGCCACACUGCGUUUGGGAUCACCUUUGUCCUCUGCAUCUCUUGUGUUCUGGGGAAAACAAUAGUGGUGUUAAUGGCAUUCAGGGCUACACUUCCAGGCAGUAAUGUGAUGAAGUGGUUUGGGCCUCCCCAGCAGAGAAUGAGUGUUCUUGCUUUCACUCUCAUACAGGUUCUUAUUUGUGUGCUUUGGUUAACAAUAUCCCCUCCAUUCCCCAACAAGAACAUGAAGCACUACAAAGAAAAGAUCAUUCUAGAAUGUGAUGUAGGAUCAGCACUGGGGUUCUGGGCUGUGCUGGGUUAUAUUGGACUCCUCUCUAUAUUGUGCUUUGUUUUAGCUUUUCUGGCUCGUAAGCUGCCUGACAACUUCAACGAAGCCAAAUUCAUCACAUUCAGCAUGCUUAUAUUCUGUGCAGUCUGGAUCACCUUUAUACCAGCGUAUGUCAGCUCACCUGGAAAGUUCACUGUAGCUGUGGAAAUCUUUGCAAUUUUAGCUUCCAGCUUUGGUUUGCUUUUCUGUAUUUUUGCACCUAAGUGUUACAUCAUUCUUUUAAAACCUGAAUUAAACUCAAGAAGACAUGUGAUGGGCAAGAUGCUCUCAAAAUCUCUUUAGAUUAAUAAAUCAAAUGGUUGGAAAUAAUAAUAAUUUGUAGUAAAUGCUGGGUUAAAACAGUAAGAUAUGCUGUAAGUACAUACUGAUAUACCAGUCGACAUUAGAACAAAUGUUGGACAUAUGUUGAACAAACAAAUAAAUUAAUAAAUUCUCUUCCAAGUGAGAGAUGAUUCUUAUUUUACUUAAGUCACACUAAGUACCACAGAAAUUAUGUGAAACUCCAUAGGUUAUACAGAAAGAAAU
Molecule: messenger RNA, 5266 nt
Organism: Anguilla anguilla (European eel)
Lineage: Eukaryota; Metazoa; Chordata; Actinopteri; Anguilliformes; Anguillidae
Exons: 12
Coding region: 14-5023 (1669 amino acids)
Biological process (GO): G protein-coupled receptor signaling pathway
Cellular component (GO): membrane
Molecular function (GO): G protein-coupled receptor activity
Source: RefSeq, a predicted model, not a curated record